AUGGCAACUAAUCUUACUAAAAGAGAAGAUAAUCCUGAACCAACUUUGGUUUUUGCUGGUUAUCCAAUAUCUUUGUCUGUUCCUUUACAAGAUGAUAAAGGAGUUGAUAGAAUUUACACAAAACAAAGCACAGCAGGUUUUAUGAUUGUUAAUGAGGAUAAAAGUAGUAGUUCAUACUGCACAGCUGGUAGAAAUGAUGGCUUCAUAACUUCUGUAUCUUGUCUUCCAUACGAAUAUGGAUUUAGUAAUGCUUUGUUAGGAACAAUUAUAGAAUUUUAUGAUACAGCAGAUCCUUUUUAUGAUACAGCCGAUUUUGCUUAUAUAGCUGAUACUAAAGUUGAUGGAAGCGAACCUAUUCCUGAAAUAAAACUUAUUCCUUAUGUUGUCGGAGAAUCAGAUGGUGAAUCAAAACCUCAACUUUAUCCAGUUGUUGAUCAAGGUUUUGAUACGUUAGGAACGAGAGUAUGUGCUUAUGGAAGUGGUAGUGGUUAUCAAUGUGGUAAUCUUGCUGAAAUUAAUGUAGCAAGUGGAACAGUAAAUUUUAGAAACUUCAAAGGUCUAAAUAAAGUAGAUUUAGGAGUAAAUGGAUUUUAUACUGAGGAAGAUUUAGGUGGUCCAGUUUUUUAUACAGUAUUUGAUAAACAACUAGAUAGAACUGUUGCCCAAGCCUUAGGUCAUAUCACUCAUUUCGAUAAUAGUGAUCCCAAUCAUAAACUUCUUUACUACACAGCCCUAGAUAAAGUUUUUGCACAGUUUCUUGGUUCUCGCAAUUGUUCCUACAAUUUACUAACUUACAGCAAAACCAACGCUCAAGAAUAUGACCAAUUACUAGCCCAAAUUGAAAUUCCAACUAAAAAAUAA
Messenger RNA from Funneliformis geosporum, 861 nucleotides. The record is from the annotation of a GenBank genome assembly. NCBI's taxonomy places the organism in Eukaryota, Fungi, Glomeromycota, Glomeromycetes, Glomerales, Glomeraceae.